AUUACCACCACUCCACACACACACACCACCACCACUCCAUCCCUUCCUUCCUCUCAACCCACUCUCCAUAUGCAAGCAAACUAUUAAGCAUCCAUCACCAACCUUCCUCCUUCCACCACCUUGUAUUCUCCUCCCUCCCUCCCCUCUCCUUGUUUCUCACGUCGCUCCCACGCCCAUCGAUCCAUGGGGGAGGACGCCGGCGAUGGCUACGGCACGCCACCGGCCGCGCUUGCGGCCAUCGUCGUCAAGGGCAAGCGCAGCAAGCGGCGCCGCGUGCACGCCGCGGUGAUCGCGGCCGCCGAGGCCGAGGUGACCGCGGUCACCACGGCCAGCGCCGCGGGAGAGGUGGCGUCGUCCUCCUCCUCGGUGGCGGAAGGUGGCGGGUGGAGGUCUGGCGCGGACGAGGCGGCCUCCGGGUGCAUCACCGAGGAGGAGGAGGACAUGGCGCUCUGCCUCAUGCUCCUCGCGCGCGGCGGUGGCGGCCAGGGAAGCCGGGCCGGGCCGUCGUCCUCCUCCUCGUCGGUGGUGGUGAGGGACGACGUCGCGGAGUCCACGGCCGGGGCGGUGGCCACGGCGAGGGAGGGCAAGUUCCGGAGCCGGCGCCCGGCGGACGGCGGCGAGGGGGAGUUCGUGUACGAGUGCCGGACGUGCGGCAAGUGCUUCCCGUCCUUCCAGGCGCUCGGCGGGCACCGCACCAGCCACAAGAAGCCGCGCCUCCCGCUGCCGCUCCCGCCCACCACGGCGACGGCGACGUCGUGCGAGGAGAAGAUGAAGCUGCCGACGCAGGCCGCCGAGGAGAAGACGCCACCGCCACUGUCGCCGUCGCCGGCCGCUGCCGUCGAUCGGACGGUGCUGGCGAUCCCGGUUCCGGCUACGCCGCCCAAGCAAGAAGCUACGGCGAUCGGCGGGUCAAAGCAGCAGCAGCAGGGGCAGGGGAGGGUGCACGAGUGCUCCAUCUGCGGCGCGGAGUUCGGGUCCGGGCAGGCGCUGGGCGGGCACAUGCGGCGCCACCGCCCGCUGCUGCCGGCGUCGGCGUCCGUCUCUUCCACGGACGACGUGGCGGCGGUGCUGGUGAUCAGGAAGGAGAAGAGCCUCCUGGAGCUGGAUCUCAACAUGCCGGCGCCCUGCGACGACGCGGCCGCCACCGAGGCUAUCUCGCCAUCGUCCUUCUCCUUUGGCGUGAAGGAGCGGCCGUCUGUGCCGGCGGCGCUGCUGCCGUUCCGGGCGCCGGCGUCGGCCCUGGUGGACUGCCAUUUCUAGCCGGCGAUCAACGCACAGACAGACAGUAAUUAGGUCCUCUGUUUCUCAUUCCUUUUUUUUUUCAAAAAGAGGGGCUUCCCCGGCCUCUGCAUCAGACAAUUCCUUGCACACAACACAUAUACACAUUUACGUACAUAGUAGUACAUGCCUUGCUGUGAUCUGAAACCAUACAUAUUCUUUCUUCUUCCUUUUACCAUUUGUUCUGUUCAAAAAUUGAUUGAUUAUUGAUGAUGAUUGGAAACUGUAAAAUUUGUUGGGUCUGGAAUUUGACAUUGUUAUGUGAUUAAUACAUUCAUUAUAUUGAUUGAUUGAUUCACUCA
This is a messenger RNA of Triticum urartu, 1580 nucleotides long. RefSeq lists its product as uncharacterized. The record is from RefSeq and is a predicted model, not a curated record. Lineage: Eukaryota; Viridiplantae; Streptophyta; Magnoliopsida; Poales; Poaceae.